AUGUGUACAAACUCUAUUAUUCCAUACACGACGCCGCAGAUCUUGAUCGCGGAGGUAGCAGACGACGGCAGCAAGAACGGCACUCUGACCGCCACGUACAAGAGUGAUUUCCCCGGGGACUACCUGGUGUAUAUCGAUGAAGUCGAGUCUUCGAAAAAGGAUGAGGGUGUUCCCAUCUUGGGUAGCCCUUUCAGUCUCACGAUUGCAGGCGAUGCUCCAACGCUGGACGUCAACUCCCUUCCAGUGUGUAGCACCCACGACGAUGCCAACAAAAACAUUGCGGAUACAUUUUGGAGGUCCGGGACAUGGCUUUCGUCGAGCGUCGCUAGUGCGGCGCAUGGAGUUAUGAGAAACGGGUGGGUGUUUCAGCCCAAAUCUUGUGUUUUCGACACGUUUUCAUAUGAGGAUCUCAUGCUCCUUGCCAGCCUCGACGGCGAGCCGACGUGGCUUCUGGUAUUGGGAGGAUCCGUUCAAAGGGGUGUGUUUCUGACCCUGAUAGACAUGGUGUUAGCGGCCGGGCAAAAGAACGACAUCCAGUCAAGUGUAGUUCAGAAAUGCUGGGGAUACGCCGACGUCCGGGUCGGAAACCUUCGCCUGACGUACCAGGAAGCUGUAACGGAUGGUUUGGGCAGAGAGCUUGCAAUAUCGGCUUUGGAAUGGCGCCAGUUCCAUCGGGAAUUGUGCUGGUUGCGGCAAUUGCUGUUCCACAAUGAAGCCGAGACGAAUAUCAUGCUGCUGUUUUUCACCAACGCUGGCCUCUCCAACUCGGUAGAUUCGCUGGUCUGCAACAACGAAAAACUCAUGAGCGGGAGCACAGCAGCCUUCAUUCACUCCGCCGAGCAGUUCCUGGCGUCGACUAUUUUUCGAGAAGGUGGCCCGUGGCCUACAGUUGUUAUGGCUCCGUCCAACUUAAUCCCGUCCAACAACGAAGGCACCCAAUUCUCGGUCGAGGAGGUUUUAUGGAAGGAAGAGAACCCAACCAUGACCGCUCUGGAAGACGUCAGGAUGUCGUACUUGAGCAGAUCGCCAGACGACGACAACGGACUCGGCAAAAUGGACGGUUACGAAACCCGAGACCCUCGCGUAUCCUUCAUGAGCGUAUUUCCUAUGUACCAGGCGAAACUCUUCGAAAACGAACAAUCGAAGAACGGAAUUCGGCGUUUCGCAGUCAGCCAACACUUUCACUACGUCUCUUCAGACGCGUCCGGCCCGGAAACGCGCAACGGGACAAUCAUGGUGCACUCCACGAUAACAGAGAUGCUGGCUAAUGUCAUGAUCGGCCGGGCCGUGGAAACAAAGGCGAAACUCUAUGCAAAGGCCGCCGCAUCAACCGACGAAAUUCGAAAAAUGAACGCCGAGGUCGGGAAGUCGUUCCAGGCGAAGGCUGGAACGCGCCGCAACGGCCAGUUUCAGCGUGAGUUCGUUACAGUGUGCUCGGAUUGCCCUAGCUCGCUUCUGCCUUUCCACGUCAAAGCGAUCCCUGAAUCCGUCUGCGAGAUCGUCGAGUCCCUGCCUGGACAUGCAAAGACGGGCGAGGCGUGGCCUGGUGACCUGUGUCCCGAUUGGUGCAUGAAACAGGCGCCUGUGUCUCAAUCAAAGACCGAAUCAGGUGUCGUGGAAGUCCGAAGGUGCCGCCGCAACACUGACCAACCGUGA
Ectocarpus sp. CCAP 1310/34 is the source of this 1656-nucleotide messenger RNA. The record is from the annotation of a GenBank genome assembly. NCBI's taxonomy places the organism in Eukaryota, Phaeophyceae, Ectocarpales, Ectocarpaceae.